Papaver somniferum (opium poppy) is the source of this 1402-nucleotide messenger RNA. Its product is annotated as probable aminotransferase TAT2. The coding region runs from base 1 to 1251 and encodes 416 amino acids. The record is from RefSeq and is a predicted model, not a curated record. Gene Ontology annotation, biological process: amino acid metabolic process; biosynthetic process. The transcript has 7 exons. NCBI's taxonomy places the organism in Eukaryota, Viridiplantae, Streptophyta, Magnoliopsida, Ranunculales, Papaveraceae. Gene Ontology annotation, molecular function: pyridoxal phosphate binding; transaminase activity.
AUGGAGAAUCAUAAGAAAUGGGGUUUCAUUGCAAAUAAUGAGAUCGAUUCAGCAUCUGGUAUUACGCUGAGAGGGGUUCUAAAUUCUUUAAUGGAUUCUAGAAACCCUGAAGAUGAAAGACAAACAAUUACUCUUGCUCAUGGUGAUCCUUCUGCUUUUCCAUGUUUUAGAACAACUCAAAUAGCUGAAGAUGCUAUUGUUGAUUCACUUCGUUCAGCUAAGUUUAAUGGUUAUUCACCUACUGUUGGUAUUCUUCCUGCCAGAAGGUCUAUAGCAGACUAUCUAUCUCGUGAUCUUCCGUACAAGCUAUCACCUGACGACGUUUUUCUCACGAUUGGUUGCGAACAAGCAAUCGAGAUUGCAUUGAUGGUAUUCAAUCGACCUGGUGCUAACAUAUUGCUGCCUCGACCAGGUUAUCCAUAUUUUGAGGCCUAUGCUGGUUUUAGGCAGCUUGAAUAUCGACAUUUUGAUCUUUUAUCAGAGAAGGGUUGGGAGGUCGACCUUGAAGCUGUAGAAGCUCUUGCUGAUGAGAAUACCGUUGGAAUGGUUAUAAUCAACCCAGGAAACCCUUGUGGAAAUGUCUACACGUAUGAGCAUUUGAAGAAGGUUACCGAGACUGCAAAGAAACUCGGAAUUAUUGUAAUCGCGGACGAAGUGUAUGGCCAUCUUUCAUUUGCGAGUAAUCCAUUUGUGCCAAUGGGAAUUUUUGGGUCAAUAGCUCCUGUCCUUACACUUGGGUCUUUAUCAAAGAGAUGGGCAGUACCUGGUUGGCGACUUGGUUGGCUUGUUGCCAAUGAUCCCAACGGCGUUCUUAAAGAGAUAAAGGUUGUUGACUCCAUUAUAAGCUGCCUCAAUAUCUCUGGGGACCCUGUAACUUUUAUCCAGGCGGCCAUUCCUCUAAUUAUUGAAAAAACAACAGACGAUUUUUUUAACAAUGUUAUUACUAUCAUGAGGAAAUGUUCUGGGAUAUUAUAUGAUCGAAUUAAGGACAUUGACUGCCUUACUUGUCCCCACAAACCAGAAGGAUCCAUGUUUGCGAUGGUAAAGUUCAAUUCAACUCUUAUGGAAGACAUAAACGAUGAUACAGAUUUCUGUUUCAAAUUAGCUAAAGAGGAAUCCCUCAUUAUUCUGCCAGGAACUGCCUUUGGACUGAAAAAUUGGCUGCGUAUAAUGUUUGCUGUUGAACCAACUUCUCUGCAAGAUGGUCUUCUGAGGUUAAAAGCUUUCUGCCAGCGACAUGCCAAGAAAUAAAUAUAGCUACAACUACCCAGUAAUAGGAAUGAUAUGUAGUUGGUGCAGAUUGCUGUCCUAUGCAUUCUGUUAGUUAAGUUGUUGUAAGUGUCAAAUAAAACCAAAUAAAAUAAAAUAUGUUUUUAUUACAUUGAGAUUGAGCGUGCAUCAA